AUGGCCACACUCGUCCCACCUCCAAGCAAGCGCCAAAAGACCGCCGCCGCAGCCCUCGCGCGCGAGCAACAAGAGCCAGAAAUAAUACCCGAAGGCACCGUCCGAAUACGGUUCCAAGAUCAAAGCACGGGCGAAGUCACCGGCGCGCCCGUAGCAAUCCCCCUCGCGCACGCCAGCAUCAGGAACAUCGAGCUCCUCCUCAACAGCCUGCAAGGCCAUGGCGAAGCGCAUGAGCGAAUCCCGUACCGAUUCUUCUUCCAAGAUGGCACACAGGCGCUUGGCGACUCGACAGACAUAUACACAUCCCUCAUCAAGCCGGGCUUGACGACUGUGGAAGAGAUUAUAGAGCUCCAGUACUCGCCUCAGGCUAUUUUCCGCGUACGCGCCGUGAGCAGAUGCUCGGCUUCCAUAUCUGGGCACGGAGAAGCUAUACUAGCGACCUCAUUUUCCCCUGCGUCUUCGUCUAGGCUAGCGACAGGGAGCGGUGACAAGACCGCGCGGAUAUGGGAUACAGACACCGGCACUCCGCUUCACACUCUAAAAGGGCACACCUCCUUCGUUCUUGUGGUAGCCUACAGCCCGGAUGACACAAUACUGGCCACGGGAGCGCACGACAACUGCGUUCGCCUCUGGGAACCUCAAACCGGAGAGGCGUUGGGCGGGCCGCUGAAGGGACACAGCAAGUGGAUAACUUCGCUAGCGUGGGAGCCGUAUCACCUCGAGGAGCAAGGACGGCCACGCGUAGCGUCAUCAUCAAAAGACGCAACAGUCCGGAUAUGGGAUGUUGUCAGUAGGAGAGCGGAUAUAGUGCUGUCAGGUCACAAGGGCAGCGUAAGCUGCGUAAAGUGGGGCGGCACGGGUCUCAUAUACACAGCAUCUCACGACAAAACUGUCAAGGUCUGGGACGCCGCAUCCGGAACCCUAAAACACACCCUCACCGCGCACGCCCACUGGGUCAACUAUCUCGCCCUCUCAACCGACUUCCCCCUCCGCACCGCCUUCUUCGACCACACCUCCACCGUGCCGACCACGCGCGAAGAAAAGCUCGCGAAAGCAAAGGAGCGCUUCAGCGCCGCCGCGACCGUGGGCGGCAAGAUAGUCGAGCGGCUCGUUACCGCUAGCGACGAUUUCACCAUGUAUUUGUGGGAGCCGAGCAGUGGGACCAAGCCUGUUGCGAGGUUGGUCAACCACGUGACCUUUUCCCCCUCCGGCGCCUACAUCGCCUCGGCGGGCUUCGACAACCACGUGAAGCUGUGGUCGGCGCGCGACGGCAAGUUCCUGCUCACGCUGCGCGGGCACGUCGCACCCGUGUACAUGACGUGCUUCAGUCCAGAUAGCAGGUUGCUGGUAAGCUGCAGCAAGGACACCACGCUCAAGGCGUGGGAUGUGCGCACGGGCAAGAUCGCUAAGGAUCUGCCGGGGCAUCAGGAUGAGGUGUAUGCGGUGGACUGGAGCUGUGAUGGCCAGAGGGUGGCGAGUGGGGGCAGGGACAAGGCUGUUAGGAUUUGGAGGCAUUGA
Molecule: messenger RNA, 1518 nt
Organism: Coniosporium apollinis CBS 100218
Lineage: Eukaryota; Fungi; Ascomycota; Dothideomycetes
Exons: 4
Coding region: 1-1518 (505 amino acids)
Biological process (GO): ribosomal large subunit assembly
Cellular component (GO): nucleolus
Molecular function (GO): protein binding
Source: RefSeq, a predicted model, not a curated record